CCACGGCCUGAUCACGAGUUGGACUCGUCACCGCUAGUAAAUAGGUUACCCUCCCGAUAAGGGCACGCCCCUUAGGUCUGGAUAUCGGGACCUUACGCCCACCCACCAUCUUCCUUGCUCAAGGGGAGACAGUAACCGCUCCUUGCUAAGUUGUCACAGGAAAAAUCCCGGCCUGAGCGGGGCUCGACCGCCGCUAGAGUCGAACCUACCGGCUGCCACUGCCAGGCCGGAGCUUGACAGGACAGAGCUUUAUCCACUGAGCUGUGUGUGUGCGUGUGCGUGUGUGUGUGUAAUAAAUUUAUAAUAAAGGAAAAUCUUGACUCAUAUAAUUUCCUUGGUAACUCACAAGCAUAACAACUGAGAAUACCAACGGAAGCGUCAGAGCUAACUAGCCCCAUAAAACACCCACGAAGAAGAAGCUCAGAACAGCUGAUAGAAAGGGGCGGCGGCGGCGUGUACACAAACCCUGCUGCGAGGAGCCCCGGUGUGCCCCCCAGCCCCCCACGCUGCCACGGGGAGAGGACGCCCCGGCCUGCACACCCCGGGGAGAUACUUGGCAGUGACUCGACAUGGCUCUGAAGGCCUUUGAUCUGGUGUCCGUGGUGGCGCGGGUGGACCUCAAGAUUGAAUGUUUUGAGGCCAGUGGAAGUGAUCUUUAUCUUGGCUCAGAUGAAAGUGUGGUGGUUCACUAUCUGGUGGAAGAGAGGACUCAUGAAACCACCGGCAAGAUUGUUUACUCCACCAACAAGAUGACUCAGAAGAACCUCGGGACAAGGAAGCCAGUGACCCAGCUGAAGACAGCCUCGGCUCUAGGGCGCCUGAUGGCCCUGAGUGAUGGGAACCUGUACCUCCUUGACUCUGAUGUGCUCAACACCAUUGGCUCUGGACCCAAGAUCAAGAAUGUGACGGUGUUUUGUGUCAACGAGAACCCCAACACCCUAGACCCCUUCACUGUACAGCUGUGUAUUGGCAAGAGGCGGUGCAUCCAGCUGUGUGCCCUGCAUGAGGACAAAGUUUCCUUCCUGAGGGAACUCUCCACCCCAGAGCCUGUUAACAUUGCCAUGGACGGUAACUUUGUGUGUGUGGCAGGGCAGGGACAGUACUCGGUGUUCAACGUGGAGUCCGGGACACGCCAGGACCUGUUCCCCUAUGAUGUAGCAAAUACAUACCCACACGUCAAGAGGAUAGCAAAGGAGGAAUUCUUGUUGGCUGGGCCCGGCAACUUGGGCAUGUUCGUCACAGCUGCCGGCAUCUCAGAGCGACCGCCCAUCCAGUGGUCCGAGGACAUCGUGGCUCUCUCCUACUACCACCCUUACAUCAUCACGGUCACCAGCCAUUUCAUACGUGUGUACAGCUUGAUAGACCAGCAACACAAGCAGUCCCUAAACUUCUCUGGCGGCGAGCUGGUGGGUAACUUUGAUGGGCAGGUGUACGUGGCAGCCAGCUCCUGUGUGUCCUGCCUCAUGCCCCAGCCCUGGACCAUGCAGGUGGAGGCUCUGAUGGUCAGUGAGCGAGUGGAGGAGGCGGUGGAUCUGGCCGAGCACAGCGGGGCAGUGGGCAUGAGCCAGGAGCAGUACCAGCAGCUGUUCCGGAGAUUGCUGCAGCGAGCGGGCUUCAUCAAGCUGGCUCAUGGGGUGUUUGACCAGGCACAGGAGUACUUUCUGAAGGGUGGUGUGGAUGCGAGGGAGGUUAUCAGCUUAUUCCCAGGACUGCUUCCCUCCUCGAUGGAGUUCACUCGUGUCCAGCCACCACUGCACCAACUAGCAGACAUCAGCCAGGCCAUGCACGGGAACCAGGAGAAGAUUGCUGAUGCCAAGACCUUCAUGCUCUCCUUCCUGCUCCAUCUUCGCUACCUUGGGGACCUCACUCACAGGAUGGAGGUGGACACAGCCAUCAUCAAGCUACAGGCUGAGGGGGACUCCUCUGACCUGCUACAUUUCCUUGACCACACUGACAUAGCCUGCAACCUGCCUGAGUGUGCACAGUGGCUGCUGGACCACAAACAAUACUCGGCUCUGGCCAAGCUCCACAGGGUCCUCGGUAACCUUGACAAGUCGUUGGAGGUGCUGACCAAGCUCGUCAGGGAGGAGGUGACAGACAAACACUUCAGGGGAAUCAAGGAUCUGGUGGACUGCCUGAUUCUCUCCUCAGAUCCCAGUGUGGUGUGGCGCUAUACAGAUUUCAUUCUGGACCGGGACGCAGCCGAGGGCGUGCGGGUAUUUACAGAGACGCAGGCCUCCCUGGACCCCUCCCGAGUGCUGCACACCCUCCAGCGGUACCCGGAGGCCAGGCUGGGCUACCUACACUACCUCAUUGACACCAAAAAGCUGCAGGAUGAGAAGUACCACACUGAGCUUGUCCUUCACUACGUGGAUGAGGCGGUGCGACUGAUGGGUGCCGGGGAGGACGCCACCUCACCUGAUCAGCUGGGGGAGGCGCGGACGAAGCUGCAGGACCUCCUCAGCUCCUCCUGCCACUACCAGCCACAGUCUGUCCUGGCACGGCUGCAGGGCACUGACCUUCAUGUGGAGACAGCGGCUGUGUUUGGCCGGCUUGGAGAGCACGAGAAGGCCCUGUCCAUGCUGGUGCACCAGCUGAAGGACUUUGGUGCCGCUGAGCAAUACUGCAUCACCCAGAGCCGGGCAGCAGCGCACAGCAAAGUCAAGUCCAACAUUUUCCUCAAGUUGCUCAAGAUAUACCUCAGACCUCCGCCUGGUGGCAGUGAGGAUGACAUAGAACUGGCACCAGCGGUAGAGCUUCUGUCUGUUCACGCGGAGGAGUUGGAGGUGUCAUCCGUCCUGGCUCUCCUGCCCCCCACCUGGUCCCUGCCCAUUGUUCACCACUACCUUCGUGCCGCCCUCAGGAACUCCAUGCAUCAGAGUCGCAUCAAGAAGAUUCAGCAGACUCUUAUACGCAGUGAAAACCUCCAACAGAAGUUCAUCCUCUAUAAGGUCUCCAAAGACAUGGGUCCCAUUCCUCUUGCUGCUAACAGGGUCUGCUGUGUGUGUAACCGGGGAUUCACCACCUGCUCCUUCACCAUCUACCCCAACGGAGUCAUGGCCCACCCGUCCUGCGCCCCAGACCCCAGUGUGUGUCCCCUCACCGGCACUGUCUUCCAGGCCGCCCACGUCUCCCCUACCUCCACACCAUCCCGCCAGUACCGGUUGUGAUGUGCCGUGCUGCCCAGGGACUCAGAAUAAGGUUGAAAGACCAGUGUUCUCCUUGUGAGUGACUUGAUUCUGUUCUCGGUCUAACUAGUUAUCAGCUGAACUACGCAGUGGCUUUACUCUUACUUCAUGUGAUUUGGGACCAUAGAUGGAAAGUUAGUGUUCUAGUCAGGAUUGAGAAAACAUACAUUGAUAGACUUAGUCUCGGAGAUUAUUUAUUAUUUUGCACAACAUUUGAUGAAGAAUGCUGCCUUUUUUAUGUUAAUUAUAUGCAGCAGAGUUGUCAAGUUGAUGAACAUCUUCGGAAAUCACCUUUUAUUCAUGUCGGUGAAAGCAAGUUAAGUACUAGCUCUUAAGACUAAGUGGAACAGUAACCAGUGAUCGUAUGACAUAAGAUUACUUAUAAGUAAUUAGUAAGAAUCAUAUAAAUUUAUGAAUAUAAGUUCUGUCAUCUGCAUUUAUUCCCAUAAAUUUGUUUUCUGAA
Molecule: messenger RNA, 3651 nt
Organism: Eriocheir sinensis (Chinese mitten crab)
Lineage: Eukaryota; Metazoa; Arthropoda; Malacostraca; Decapoda; Varunidae
Product: transforming growth factor-beta receptor-associated protein 1 homolog
Exons: 17
Coding region: 570-3170 (866 amino acids)
Biological process (GO): intracellular protein transport; endosomal vesicle fusion; vesicle-mediated transport
Cellular component (GO): membrane; cytoplasm
Source: RefSeq, a predicted model, not a curated record